This is a messenger RNA of Arthroderma uncinatum, 1650 nucleotides long. RefSeq lists its product as uncharacterized. The record is from RefSeq and is a predicted model, not a curated record. Lineage: Eukaryota; Fungi; Ascomycota; Eurotiomycetes; Onygenales; Arthrodermataceae. Gene Ontology annotation, cellular component: cytoplasm. The transcript has 2 exons. Bases 1 to 1650 code for a protein of 549 amino acids. Gene Ontology annotation, biological process: carboxylic acid metabolic process. Gene Ontology annotation, molecular function: pyridoxal phosphate binding; carboxy-lyase activity.
AUGGAGCGGCCUGAAGAAGUGCGGAAGGAGCGCGUUGUUGGGUUUGUUGAACAAGCCGAUCGCGCUGCCGUGGAGUCAGGGCAAGGAGACGAUGAAUCUCGACCCAAGAUAUUGAACUUCAAGAAACCGGAAGAGCUCAAAGCAGUAUUUGAACAAGAUUUGACAGCUUCGGGUCAAGGACAUGAUGGUCUCGUUCGAAUUGUAAAUAACCUUCUAAAGUAUUCUGUCAAUACCUGGCAGCAGGGAUUUCUUGACAAGUUAUACUCAACCCCUAACGCCCCUGGCCUAGCGGCAGAGUUGCUUCUCGGGACAUUGAAUGCCAACGUGCACGUCUAUCAGUCAGCUCCGGCGUUAACGGUUAUCGAAAAGUUAACUACACGGCGGCUGGCCGAACUUUUUGGCCUAACUGGACCUAAUGCUGGCGGAAUAUCUGUGCAGGGGGGUUCUGCCUCGAACACUACGGCAAUUGUUGUAGCAAGGAACACUUUAUUCCCUGAAACCAAGAAGGAGGGAACUGGCGACCAUCGAUUUGUCCUAUUUACGAGCGCCCAUGGCCAUUACAGCAUUGAGAAGGCGGCACAGAUGAUUGGUCUAGGAAGCAAUGCAGUUUGGAGUGUGCCGGUCGACAACGAAGGACGAAUGAUUCCACAAAUGCUCGAAGAAGAGAUCCAGAAGGCAAAGGAUGCGGGUAAAACUCCACUUUUCGUCAAUGCCACUGCUGGAACAACCGUUCUAGGAACAUUUGAUCCUUUCACAGAAAUUGCAGAGAUUUGCCGCAAGCAUAAAAUCUGGUUCCAUAUCGACGGAGCCUGGGGUGGUGCUUUCAUCUUCUCUAACCGUCAGAAACACAAGCUCGAAGGCUCACACCUGGCUGAUAGCAUUGCCAUAAACCCUCAUAAGAUGCUUGGAGUACCAUUGACCUGCUCUUUUCUCCUGGGUGCGGAUAUGACUCAAUUUCACAGCUCAAACACCCUUCCAGCAGGGUACCUGUUCCAUAACGAUGUGUCUGCAGGCUCCGAGGUAUGGGACCUGGGUGAUUUGACCUUGCAAUGCGGACGCCGAGGCGACGCCCUGAAGAUGUUCCUCAACUGGAAUUAUCUUGGCUCAGCAGGUUAUGAGGAGCGAAUUGACUCCGCUAGUGACGUUGCUGUGCACCUCUGCAAUCUCAUCUCAGAAUCCCCGGAUCUAAUUCUACUCAGCACGAACCCGCCACCAUGUUUCCAAAUAUGCUUCUUCUACGCGCCUUUCAAACAGAUGGUUUACCAUACCGAUAAAUUGGUAGACGGCCGCAAACCUGAUGAAGCCGAGCGAGGGAAGCUCAAUGGGGAGAUCACUGAAAUCAUCGCCCAGGACUUGAUCCAGCAGGGGUUCAUGGUCGAUUAUGCACCACCUGCCGCGGCUCAAGUGGAAGGCGAUGGUCAAUACCUCAGAUGUGUUGUGAACCUUCGAACUACGAAAGAGACAGUAGAACGCCUUGUUACUGUAGUCUUAGAGCUAGGUGCCAAAGCAGUCAGGCAGCAACGUGGUCUAGAGUUGAACUCGACUUUUGCGAACCCCAACCAGGCUCCAGCGCCUGGUCAACGGCCAAAAAACCCUCUAGAAAUGGGUCACGGCCCCCAAGCAACUGCUGCAUCAGAUUUCGUUCUUUGA